This is a messenger RNA of Photinus pyralis (common eastern firefly), 1873 nucleotides long. RefSeq lists its product as uncharacterized. The record is from RefSeq and is a predicted model, not a curated record. Lineage: Eukaryota; Metazoa; Arthropoda; Insecta; Coleoptera; Lampyridae. The transcript has 2 exons. Bases 338 to 1873 code for a protein of 511 amino acids.
GCAGUUUGUCCAAAUUUUAAAUUUUUCAACUGAAGGUGGCGUUGCAAUAUACACUUGAAUCUCUAUCGUUUCAUAUAAUAUUGGAUGUCCAAAUCGCAUUAUGUCCCACUUGAAAUGUGUUGUGAAAUUCACUUGGACAUGCAAAAUGCAUUUAGUCCAUCGACAUUAGACAAACAAAUAGCAUUUUGUCCGUGAGACGAACAAAACGCAUUCAGUCCAGCCGUAAACACGCUGUUUUUAUAACCUAACAGUUAGGUUACUGCUCUUAGUGUCGUUUCGGUUUAUUUUGCAGUAUUGUGUGUUUAGUUUGCAUCUUUUUCGCAACGUUUCAAUUACAAUGGAAUCUGCAGAUGGGGAGCAUAUUGUUGGUGAUUGUGACCGUGGUAGCCGGAAACGACAAGCAAAUUUAACAUCCAGGGAGAGAAAGAAGCAAGUCAGAUAUUCAAACCAUGAUCCUGAUUUACAACAAUUUAAUAUAGUUUGUAAUCAUAAGAAUAAUCCAAAACUGCAGUGUGGGCAAGUAGGGCGAGAUGAUAUACUUAAACUUCGGGAAGUUUUUUACAAAAAUCCCAAUAAAGUUAUUCAAGAUGGAAUAUUAGCCAGUAACAUUGAGUUGGAUAUCCCUAAACGAAAAAGAGCUCGCAAAUCUGAUGGAAAACCGCACUCCUUGUCUGCAAAAUAUCAUGUAUAUAUCAGUCGACAAAAAGUACAAAUUUGUCAAAAGUUUGUAAUGGCUGUAUACAACGUUUGUCAAAGGAGACUAAACACAAUUUGCAAGAAACUCCAGGCUGGGGAGGAAAUUAUAAAAGAAAAAAGAGGAGGCGAUAGACGAGCUUUUAAGUUUGUAGACAAAUUGGAUGCUGUAAAGUCGUUCAUUAGUCAAUUACAAGGAAAAGAGAGCCACUAUGGAAGACAGAAGUCUCGACGGAUCUACAUAUCUUCGGAGUACAACAUUUCUAUUCUUUGGCAGUUAUAUAACAAAAACUCACCAGAAGGUUUAAAAGUGAAUUACAAGUACUUCAGUCGGGUGUUCAGUAAAUAUUUCAAUAUUGGAUUCGGCAGUCCUGCUACUGAUGUUUGUAGCUAUUGUGUAAGAACACAAACCAAAAUAAGUAUGUCUCAAAGCUCUUCUGAAAAGCAGAAAAUAUCCACUGAACUGAAAGUACACAAAUUUCGUGCCACACAAUUCCAUAAGUUAAUGAAAACUGAAGUGCCUAAUACAGUUUCGUACUGCUUCGACUUACAGCAAGUUCAGGUAUUGCCAAAAGUACCUAUUCAAGAGGCAUUUUACGCUCAACAGCUGUCAAUAUAUUUUUUUUGCGUUACCAAACUCAAUUGUCAAGAACCAAUAUUUUACACGUGGAUGGAACACCAAGCAGGAAGGGGGGCUACUGAGACAUCAUCUGCCAUUAUUGAUUUUUUAAAAAGAACUGAAUUUCCUGAAGAUGCGACGAAGAUCCGUUUUUUUGCCGACGGCUGUGGGGGGCAAAACAAAAAUAGUCACGUCAUACAUGCUUUGAUGUUUUGGCUCCAUACGUCAGGCGAAAAAAUAAAGGAAAUAGAAAUUAUAUUUCCGAUCAGAGGUCACUCUUAUCUUCCUGCCGAUCGAAUCUUUGGACGCAUCGAAAAAAUAUUAAGGUCCCACAGUCUCAUAAAAACUCCAGACGCAUAUUGGGAAUUGUACACUAAAGUGGGCGAGGUACGAAAACUUGGGUCUGAUUGGAAUCUGCUUGAUGUAAAAAAUAUGCUGCAGUGGCUCAAAAAAGUGAAUGGCAUAAGUUCUUGCCAAUCUUUACUAAAACCACGCACACGAUUCGACCAGGUAGUCGUGCCAUGGCUACCUUUGGGACAUCAGAUAAAGAAAAAAAAAUAG